UCUCAUACUAUUUCACUGUAAUUUGAUCAAUCGAGCAUCUCUCUCUCUGUGCGUGUGUUUAGUCGGAGAACAGAAAUGGAGGAGAAACUCAGCUGCAAUGGCGGUCACGAGUUCAAGCUGCUGCUCUCAUGUCCUUCUGGUUUAUCACCUUCACAGGUAUCAGUUGUUUUCGAUGAAGCAUACGAUAGGAUUCCUCACCCCGAUCCUACUUUGGAGCAGUCCAUUUCUGAGAUAUGGGAUGCAAGAGUUCAACAAAGUUCUUCACUUUACAAUGGAACGAAGUUCAGGUACGGUGGGUACAACUUCGAUGUAGGGAAUGAUCCCAAACAACAACUUCACGUUUCCCUUCAUCUUGGUCUGACAGAUUAUAGGACAUUCGUGGGAACAAAUUUAAGUCUAAUGUGGGAAAGAUUUCUUGUUCCAUCUGAAGAUGAUUGUAUACAGUGUCAGCACACAUCAAGUCCUCUGGGUAAUGGUGCAGUUGUGGAGACUUCAGACGGAAGAAUACUUGUGCUUCAGAGAAGUAAUAAAGUUGGAGAAUUCCCCGGAUAUUUUGUUUUCCCUGGAGGCCAUCCAGAGCCCCAAGAAGUCGGAAUAAUCUCCCAUGAAGGCUUCCAAGAGCUGAAUCAAUGUCACAUGAUUAACAGCAAAGUCUCUCAGGAAAUGUUUGACAGCAUUGUCCGCGAAGUUGUUGAAGAAAUUGGUGCUCCUGCGAAUUCCCUUUCCAGCCCCAUCUUUAUUGGUAUAUCCCGACGAGUACUGAAUGUUAGACCAACUGCUUUUUUCUUCAUCAAAUGCAAUCUACUGUCAGAUGAAAUUCAACAACUGUAUUCUAGUGCACAGGAUGGCUUCGAGUCAACUCAGCUUUAUGCUGUUUCAAUGAGUGAUUUAGAGAACAUGGCUUCUAAAAUGCCCGGCUGCCACAGGGGAGGCUAUGCACUCUACAAAUUAAUGGUACAAGGCACGAGUGAUAGUUAAUCACAUCGUUUGCUGAAUGAGAAGAUUUUACAGCCUCUUAAUCUCCUCUACCUGAUAUAUACACGUUGGUCUCAGUCCUUGAUGUGCAAUCUCCUGCUAUGCUAUUUCAUUGAUCAAAAGAAAAAUUCCCCAUGGAAAAUAUAAAUGAGCUAGCAUGCACAGAUUAUGUGAUUUAGUCAUAUUGAAUUGCAACAAAACACAUUUGUCUUUGCUAUGUAUUGAGCUGUAUUAGUUUUGUUUAAUCACAGGAUUUAUUCGAAUAUUGGCUGUCCAUUUCUCUUCGCUUGUUCUCAAGGCUUUAUUUACCGAUUUCCAACUUCUGGAUCAAGAACUAUUAUGUUGGCUCAUGCACCAACAAGGACAUUUUUAGUACACCUUCUUGUACGCAUUUCCA
This is a messenger RNA of Solanum dulcamara, 1372 nucleotides long. RefSeq names its product nudix hydrolase 9. The coding region runs from base 76 to 978 and encodes 300 amino acids. The record is from RefSeq and is a predicted model, not a curated record. NCBI's taxonomy places the organism in Eukaryota, Viridiplantae, Streptophyta, Magnoliopsida, Solanales, Solanaceae. Gene Ontology annotation, molecular function: GDP-mannose hydrolase activity. The transcript is spliced from 9 exons.